GCAGAGUAAGGUCUUUCCAGUCACCCUCUGUCAAUCUGCUCUCAAAACAGCCAAGAAACUUUUCUCAUGACCGUGCCCAUUCUUCCAUCUGGUAGUCGCAUGCGAAUCUCGCUAUAGUGGCUCCUCCUACUCCACAGUCUGCCUGCUUUGAGCAGCUUGCAGUGUCACACCGGUGGAGCAGAGGCGCCUGGUUCCGGACAAACUGCGAAAGAGUCGGUAGACACUGAGGACCAUGACUUCUUUCACCUUCGGAGACAGACAGCAGUAUCUGCAGCUGGUGGGCAGCAAAGCUGCCACUGGUGAGUUGAAGCUGUUUGUACCGCACUUCAAAAGGACUUCAUUGACAGAUGUGCGAGAACUCAGCCCAUCCACAACACCAUCCUGUGACAUUCCUUUCAGUUUUGACUGUGUGGAGCCCUUAGAUUUUGAGGCACAUAUAUCCAAUCAAAUGGCAAGUUCUGAGUUGGGAUCACUGGAGAAUCUAGUGGAUUUCCCCAAAGAUGAUAUUGAGGUCACAUUAUCACCUCGACUGUACCGGACUGUUAACCCUGCUGUGCCCGACGAUUGGAAUAACCUGACCCCGCAGGUGAGAUCAUGUGUCAAGACUUACACCAAGAAUUGGCUGACAGUUAUGAGGCGGUAUCAAAAGUGCAGCAUUGGGAGUCGGAGGAAAGGACUGAACCUUCCUCAUCAAGUGUUUGAGUGUGAUGAAAGCUUCAGUACUGAGAAGCCAAAUCUCCACCUAUGCUGGCAUAAUUCUGUCGCUGUGCAGGCAGAUGAGCUAGAGACCGAGGCUCCAGAACUCUUUAUUCAGAAGCUGCUGCAGCCCAUGGAUCAGGAGGAGGUUGAUCGGAAGAAUGAGACCAUGCGUAAAUCUGGCAGGCUGCUAGAUCUGUUUAUGCUCUUCCCUGCAUCUGAUGAAGACGAAGCUGUGCGCCAUCGAGCCAUUCCCCCAUCACCAUGCGAACAAUUCGAGCAGAGAUUGCAAAUUAAUUUUCUAGAGUUCAAGUUUGAAAUUGAAAUCGAGCCACUCUUUUUGAUUUUGGCUUUGUAUGAUUUAAAAGAGAGGAGAAAGAUUUCAGAAAAUUUCUACUUGGAUAUGAACUCGGAAGAAUUUCGAGACAUUUCUCAGUCACAAGCACAGUCCUUGUGCUAUUUCAGAAAGGCCAUCUUCUCAAUCACCCAGCCUUCUUCUGAAAUUUACUUGGUCAUUAAGGUGGAGAAGGUGCUACAGCAGGGCAGUAUCACUGACUGUGCUGAGCCAUACAUGACCAUUAAAGAGAACGAGACAGCCAAGAUAAAAGAGAAGAUUGGAAAGCUACGGUUCCAGGCAGCUUCUUUCUGCCAGCGACUGAGUUUGUAUCGAAUGCCAUUCGCCUGGGCUGCAGUUGAUCUCAUGAGUCUCACUUCUAAUCGCAGUUCCCAGAAUUCACUGGACAGAGAGGCCAUCAUUGGAGGCAGUGGGAGUGAGGUGCGCUCACGAUCGUUAGACAGCAAGAAUCACAUCUUCCCAUUUGGACCCGUGCAGCACAGCCUCAACAUGUUUAAUAAACAGGAGGAAGAUAAGCUCAGUGAUGAAGACCUGAUGAAGUUCAUCACAGAUGAGAAAAAGCCAUCACCUUUACUGAGGAGACUGCGCAAGAUCCCAGGUGUUUUCCGAUUUGAAGUAAGCCCUGUUAAAGACACUCCGUCCUUUUGUUUCACCCCCGACUUUUUGGAAUUAAAGUCAUCAAAUAGUGGGGCUGCAGAGUUGGCUUUGGAAGUUUUAGAAUUCCCUCUGCCAGGUGUUUUGACUCCACACACAAUCUACAGAAACCUCCUUUAUGUCUACCCUCAAUUCCUCAACUUCACAAACCGACAGGGAUCAGCACGGAACAUCACUGUGAAAAUCCAGAUGAUGGGCAGCGAGAAAGCCAGCGAUGCUUUACCGGUCAUCUUUGGAAAAUCUGGACAUCCUGAAUAUGUGACUGAAUCAUAUACACCCGUAGCCUAUCACAGCAGGUCUCCUUUCUUCUACGAGGAAGUGAAGAUAAAGUUGCCAUCUGGUCUCGCUGAAGGCCAUCACUUGCUCUUCACCUUUUACCACAUUAACUGUCAGCCCAAACAGAGCCAGGACUGUCCUGAAGUUCCACUGGGUUACAGCUGGUUGCCAGUCUUGGACAAUGGACAUCUGCGCUGUGGAACCUUUGAACUUCCUGUUAAUUUGGACAAGCCACCCUUCCUUUAUUCAGUAUCGCCUAGCUCACUGCCUGGCCUGAAGUGGUUGGAUAAUCGGAAGGCAGGCUUUAGAUUGGAGUUACGACCAGUUUCAACAGUGCAUACACAGGAAAGGACCCUGGAGCGAUUCUUCUCACUGUGUGAAGCUGUGAGUGAACAUUACUCUUUAAUCCAUCAGACUGAGGCACUGAGCCAGGCUGUCUCCAUGCUCAAGCAGGUUUGCUUGGAGGAAUUGGUCCAGUUCCUGAACGUGGUGUUGGAUAAACUGCUGCCACUGUUACACUUGAGCUGCAGGAUGGGAGCAGAAGGAGCUCAUGUCAGCAAGGAAGUUUUUGAUGUGCUGGUUGCAAUUGUGGAUCGUCUGCAAAAUAGUGAAGAGGUGAAGAAAGACGCAUUAGGCCGAAGUCAUUAUCUAGCUUCGUAUGUUCACUACAUGUUCAAUAUGCCAGCUCUCCAUGAGAUCACAGCCUCAGAGUCGGAGAAAUAUGCCACACUCAAGCCAGAGGCAACAGCUGCGUUACGGAGGAUACGACUGCGCAGCACCAGUGACCCUGCAAUCCAAUCAUCUAAACCCAUGCUGCCAGAAGACAGAGGAGGCAGUCAGAAACACUCAAAGUUAUUCCAUGAAGAGUUGGCCUAUUGCAUUGUGUUAACCAAUGGACAAGUGAGAGAUCAAGUUUACAGGCAUCUGUGGUUUUUCUUUGAACUGUUGGUUAAAAGUAUGAGCCAGUAUCUCUCCGACAUGGACCGCUGGAAAUGUCCUCCGAAACAACGGUUCUCCGAGAGUUACCGUGGCAUUGUCUACACGAUGGUCAACAUUGGUACAGAGUAUGUAAAAAAUCAGGAUGCUGAAAUCACAGAAAUGACAAACCUGAGCCUUGGGUUCUUCCUGAAUGACCUGCUAUCCCUCAUGGACAGAGGCUUUGUUCUUCGUCUGAUUGGUCACCACCACAAAGAGCUUCUAGAGAAUGCUGCAGCCCAGCCUCAUCUCCAUGACAGACGCAUCAACUUCCUGAGGGUUGUCUGCAGCCACGAGCACUUUGUGACCCUGAACCUACCGCUUGCAUCGCACUCCAAGCUUCAGGAUGACAACAGACUCUUAGAGGAUACCACUGUUCACAACAGUCCAGCUGGAAUGUUCAGUCUUUCCAGGAGAUUCCGCCAGCAGCACUUCCUGGUGGGGCUGCUCCUAAAGGAGAUAGCUGAUGUACUGAAACCGGACUCAGGCAGAUUGAUCAGAAGAGAAGUAGUGAGUUUACUUCAUAGCCUCCUGGCUUCUCAUGAUAAAGACCCAAGGCUAUGGAACCGUAAGCUGAAGGUGAAAGUGGCAGAAUUGUAUCUGCCAUUUCUGGUCAUCAUUCUGACUGCUCUCCCUCAACUGCAGAACCUGUCAGAUUCAGAUGGCCCGAAGAGUAAGUUGACAACACGCUAUUCUAAUCCCAGAAAUGCCUCCAGCCUCAUAUUCACAUCGCCAGUGCUGUUGACCCCAUCCAGUGCUUCAUCAAACAGAUACUCAACUCCCAUCGCAGGGUUUUCAAGUCCAAGUGCCACCAAAACAGCAGAAGUGACCCAGACACUCUUGUUCUGCUUCCUGUGGGUCCUGAAGAACGCUGAUGAAACAACUAUUAAAGGAUGGAUGCAGAGCCUUCCAACCCCACAGUUGCUCAGUUUUCUGGAGCUCCUUGACCUCUGUGUGUCCAACUUUGAGUACGAGGGCCAGCCAUCCACAGAACAGAUUGGCAGCCAUGUUUACAGGAAGUCAAGAGACAUGAAGGCACGGCUGGAGGAUGCCAUCUUUGGGACCACAGGAGCCCGCAGUGAGAUGAUGAAACGCCGGGAAUAUCCAGGAAUUGACAGGUUAUUCUCUCGGGUGAGUGUGGGCCUACAGGAGAAGUUACGCUGGCGAAAGGAUCUGACACAGUGGCGUCAAGCUGUUGAUAAAGACAAGUUCAAGGCGGAACUUCAACAAGAAGCCCUGAUCAGUGGGAACUUGACCGUGGAGACAAACCUGAUUGUGCUCGACACCCUGGAAUUGAUUGUCCAGCAGUUCAGCUCAAUGCCGGAGUCUAAACCUGUAAUCAUGGUGGUCCUGAAGGUCCUGAUUCACAGCCUGUGCUGCAACCAAAGUACCCUGUACCUUCAGAACUGCUUCAACACGCAGAGAGCCCUCAUCGCCAGGUUUCCAGAAGUACUUUUUGACGAGGAUUCAGAGCAUUGCAUGGAGCUGUGCUUGCUACUGCUCCAGAGGUGUAUGAGUCAUUUUGAGAGCACAAGAGCCCAGGCCUCAGCCUCUCUCUACCUCCUCCUGCGGCAGAGCUACAAAGAGCAUUUUUCAACAAUGAAAAUGUAUAUCACCCUAUCCCUGGCUUCCUUAGCGGAGAAAAUAUCGAACCAGGAUGAGCACUGUCUCCAGAAAUCUCUGGGGAUAAUGCUAAUCUACCUGGAGACGGACAAAGCCAUGGAAGGUACCAGUUUCUCCAUACAGGUGGAAGAGCUCUUAAGGAACCUAAAGGCAGUGUUGUGUGACACCGUGAAACUGCAGGAUUUCCUGGUGGAUGUGGACAUGCAAAUUGACCUGAUGUUCAGAAUUGCAAAGGGUUUACAGAAUUACUUGGAUCUCCGCCUAAUGUGGCUGCGGAACAUUGCAAUGAAGCACAUAGAACGGAAACAGUUUGCUGAGGCAGCGCAUUGCAUGGUGCACAGCGCCGCUCUGGUGGCAGAAUACUUGAACCGUGUGGAAGGAGCUGUCCAUUUGCCCAUGGGCAGCAUCAGUUUCCAGAAAAUUUCCAUUAAUGUCUUGGAGGAAUCUUUGGUGUGUGACGAGGUCUUUUCCAUGGAAAAAGAGGGCAUUUGCUCCGGAAACUCCUUCAGUGAAGAGGGUCUUCUGGAGUUACUGGAUGAAGCAGUUGAGCUCUUCAACAAAGCAGAAUAUUAUGAAGCUGUUUAUGAAAUUUACAAGAUCAUAAUUCCGAUUGCUGAAUUUUAUCGGAACAUUAAAAAAUUAUCAGCUAUCCAUGGAAAUCUGAAGGAGACAUUUGAUCUGAUCCUGAGUAAGGAUAGUAAGAGAUUGUUUGGAACAUACUUCCGCGUGGGAUUCUAUGGGUCGCUGUUUGGAGAGUUGGAUGGGCAGGAAUAUGUCUACAAGGAGCCAGGGAUCACAAAUCUAGUGGAAAUCUCUGCCAGGCUACAGGAAUUUUACAAGAAGCAGUUUGGAAAAGAUCGAGUGGAAGUUAUCAAAGAAUCGUCACCAGUGAAGAAAGGAAAGCUGGAUCCCAGCAAGGCCUACCUUCAGAUAACUUACGUCGAGCCUUACUUUGAGGAGUACGAAGUGAAAAACCGAGUCAGCUACUAUGAGAGGAAUUCAAACUUGCGGAGGUUCAUCUAUAGCACACCGUAUACAUUGAAUGGCCGGGCGCAUGGGGAGCUCAGCCAGCAAUAUAAACGCAAAACCAUUCUGACAACCCUGCAUGCUUUCCCAUACAUCAGGACAAGGAUCAGUAUCAUAGAGAGGCAGGAGGUUAGCCUGAGACCAGUUGAAGCUGUGAUUGAGGACAUGCAAAAGAAGACACAAGAGCUGGCACAGGCGACGAGUGUAAACCCGCCCAACAUGAAGCUGUUACAGAUGGUGCUGCAGGGCUCUGUGGGUACCACUGUCAAUCAGGGUCCCUUGGAAGUGGCUCAAGUAUUUUUGUCUGAAAUUCCUGACGAUCCAAAACUUUUCAGACACCACAACAAGCUCCGAAUCUGUUUCAAGGAGUUUCUGAAACGAUGUGAAGAUGCCUUGAAGAAAAACAAAAGCUUGAUCACAUCCGAGCAGCUCGAGUAUCAGCGGGAACUCGAGCGGAACUAUGAAGCCCUUGAGCACAACCUGCAACCAUUUAUUAACCGCAAGAUCCCACACCUUUACGUUAUGACUCGUUUAUAAUCUCCUGAGGGGAUGGGAAAUAUAUUCUGGAAGCAGGCCAAGAACACUGUAACUGUACAGAGUGACACACCUUGGAACGAUAUUACUAACUGUUUACUGUUCAUUUUGUGAAUAGUUAUCUCGUGUGAGAAUAGAGAAUGUAUUUAUAUAUCUGGUGGAAUGUGUUAAAAAUUUCUUCACUUACACUUGGCAUGUGAGCCUUGCCAUAACAUUCUGCUAGAAUAUUUAGGAGGAUUUAUUUUUAUUUCCUGAAAUUCUUUGCUAUUUGCCUGUCUCUCUGGGCUGACAGACUCUCCCGUUGCUAUGAUGAAUGGACAUAAAGCAAAAAAAAGUUAGCAAACUGGGUUGAUGUGGAUUCAUGUGUGACAAUAGGCCAGUUCUUCAUUUGCAUAACCUUUUGCAAGUAGAAGCCAGAGAUGGGGUGUUGCCAUUGGCUUUGUGCUGAAAGCACUAAAGUCUGUUCUCCCAAAUGUCAAAAUUUCUUGAUAACAAAUACAUCUGCAACUGAGUCUGUCCAGUGUUGUUUCUCCCCUUGCAUUUGAAUGCAGCAUGCAAGCUCCAAGACCAGAUGAGCUUUUCAAGCAAUUUCUGUUUUUGUCUCUGAUUUCCAACAUUCACAAUUCUUUCGGUUUUUUAAGCUCCAAGAUUGCCUUACAGGUUAUCGUCUUAUCAAAGUUUCAUGUCUCCUAAAGCGCAAGUUACCUACUCAGCUGGAUGUAGUUUGGUGCUCUGUGUUUACAUGUUUCUCAGCUCAUUCACGCCUGCACAACCAAUGAUGAAACCUUUAACAUCAGACAAUUGUCCCCAAACUUUCUCACAAGCAGAUGGAAGGCUAACAUUGAAUGAGAUAGAGAGAGAGAGAGAGAGGCCUACCACAUCAACAUUGGAAGUAGGUCUUGACAAGAUUUUUAAGAGGAAGUGGGAGAAGGCAUUUGGCAAGGAAAUUCUACAAAACAGAGUGCAGCCAGUUUGGAGGUUCAAAUCAUUUUCAAUAACACGUGAAUAGAAACAAAAUGGGACUUUAGACUGAGAAGAAGUAAUAGUACAACAUUUAUGUUCAAACACAUGAGUCGUGAGUUGUGGAUCAGUUUCACUGUGAAAUUGGUGCAGAAAGGGAACAUUUGGCUUUCUCUCUCACAUGCAUGCAAGCUAAAAAAUACUCAAUAUAAACUUACCUUGCCAAAAUUUGUGUUUUUACAUUUUCUACAACACGUUUUAAAAGAUAAACUGAGCUGGAGUGCGAGGAGAAAUAUUUGAGUAAUUCAUGACCAUGUGCAACUGACAUGCUGGGAAUUUCUGUAGAUUCCCGAUGCUCAGAUUGCUACAGCUGGCCUUCUCUGUGAGAGACACAGUUCAGAGGAAGGACUUGCAGGUGAAGCUGUUCUGAGAGGCAGAACUCUCAAAUUGAACAUAUUCUCUGCAGCUUGAUAGUCCCUUUACACUUUCUCUUUCAGUUCUGCAGAAACCCCACUAGGCCACAGGGAGCUGAUUGCUUUAACUUACUGAAUGGACACAUUGGUGUGUACCAACACAUUGACAAUUCAGCAAAUCCAGCACAUGAUCACAUAUGUGUCUGGAGAGUAUUAUUAACCAAUACAGACAAAUCUGGGAAACUUUGAGUUUCCUGUUGAGUUCCUGUGUUCCCUGUGAAUUAACAGCCUAUAACCAACAUCUCACUGAAACUGAAAGAACUCUGGUGGCUGGGAUGACUCAUCCAGCUGUUGCUAUCACCAGAGGCCUCCUCCUUCACCUACUACUCUCCAGGCCUUAAUGAAACAAAAACAAAGAAAAAAAAUGAAAGAAAAAGAGCCAAAGUAAAAAGAAGAAGAGAAAGAAAGCAAGCAGGAGUCGACCAGUCCUGGGCUCAACCCUGUUACUCUGCUGUCAUUUUGAUUGUUUUUGUUUGAGGAGCAAGCCAUCUGAGUGAACAGGGCAACUGGCUGUUUCUUUGACGAAUGAGUGAAGACAUUCUUCCUCAGAUCAGUUUUAUCCCUUCAUCAGAUAUUCCUUAGUUCCCAACUCACCAACCUGGGGAAACAGCCGAUUGUAUUCACCCUGCCACCCUCCCUACUGUAAAUUAUGGCAAACAUGACCUUUUUUUGUUCAUUGGAUAUGGGCAUUGCUGGCCAGGCAGCAUUUAUUGCCCAUCCGUAAUCACCCAGAGGGCAGUCAAGAGUCAAACACUUUGUUGUGGGUCUGGAGUCACAUGUAGGCCAGGCUACCUAAGGAUGGUAGUUUUGUUCGCUCAAGGGCAUUAGUGAACCUGAGGGGUUUUCCCCCAACAAUUGGCAAUGGAUUCAAGAUCAGCACAAGAAUCCAGAUUUUUAUUAAUUCAAAUUCCACCAUCUGCCAUGGCAAGACUUGAACCUGGUCUGCCAGAACAUUACCUGGAUUAAAGUCCAGCAAUAAUACCACUAGGCCAUCACCUGCCUAUGAGACAGGAGAAUAGAAUAUAGAGCCUGGGGAACUCAGAGAGAUUGUGAGAACUACAUGCAGAGACAGUGAAAGACCAUGGAAAACUGCACAGAGAGAGUGAGAGACUUGGGAAAAAUGUCUCUGGGAUAAUCAAUAUCCAUUGGAAAGGACCAUCAGAUGCAAAACAUUGUCUAAAUUUUCAAUCUCUGUAACAGUUCAGUUUUACAUAAUACAUAAAUUACAGCAAAGCUCCAGGUAACUGCAAACACCCAGUUAUUAUUCAGUCUUUGUCCUUUAAAUCUGAGGCUGUCCUUUCCCCAUUCACUGGCUGCCUUUUUUGUUCAAUUCCGAAAGUUGAAAUACUUCUGAACCAAUUUUCAGCUAAAAUCUGCUGAUCCACCUAUCGUAGCUCACCGUGGUCACUGGGGUAGAUAAC
Stegostoma tigrinum is the source of this 8993-nucleotide messenger RNA. RefSeq names its product dedicator of cytokinesis protein 7-like. The transcript is spliced from 46 exons. Bases 233 to 6142 code for a protein of 1969 amino acids. Gene Ontology annotation, molecular function: guanyl-nucleotide exchange factor activity. NCBI's taxonomy places the organism in Eukaryota, Metazoa, Chordata, Chondrichthyes, Orectolobiformes, Stegostomatidae. Gene Ontology annotation, cellular component: cell leading edge. The record is from RefSeq and is a predicted model, not a curated record. Gene Ontology annotation, biological process: positive regulation of establishment of T cell polarity; small GTPase-mediated signal transduction; positive regulation of GTPase activity.